CGUUAUGUGUCAAAGUUUUAUGUUGAUGAAAUGAAUUUCUUUACAUAAAGGAUUAUCAGUUCUAAACGAGUAUCAAAUUUAAAAUUAUAACCAUGCCUGAAGAUAUAGCAGUUGGUCCAGAUUUAGAAAGAGUUCUCGAACACCUAGACGACUUUGCUCUAAAUGAAGCAAAUUAUAAAAUUAUACAAGAUGCCUUAGAAAAAAGUAAUAAAAACAUAAACGUGACAGUGUUGGAGCGACUGUUAGACAUAUGUGUACGUGACCUUAAAGAAGAUAUGAAAAAUCCAUUUCAAGCUCUUAAUGUUUUGAGUGCUUUGUUAAAUAAAGUCAAGACUGGAAGCAUUCAUGAAAUACCAAAUCUUGUGCCAUCUGCUAAUGCAAUUUUACAUAUAAUCAAAACAACAGCUCUGUUUAAUAAAGUGGAGGACUUGAAGGUGUUAUGUUUUGAAAUUAUUCUCUCCUACCCUGACAAUGUGCUGAUUACUUUAGCUGUGGAUCACUAUAUUGAGAUUAUUGAGAUGCUCAAUUUGUAUUGCCAUCAAAGGAUACCAAUGUCAAUAAGAUUGCAGGCUAUAAAUAUAAUUAACAAGUUAUUAAAAAUAUUACCACCUGACAAAAAGGCAACAUUUGUGACAGAGGGUAUUGAGAUUUGGUUCUCUAAAGUUGUGCCAACAGUAAUGGCCUUUGCCUCAAGUACUACUGCAAUAAAGAAUACAAUGCCAAUAGAUACACUUGAGAUGCUCACAGAGGAACUUAUUGCAGUUGAUUAUUCUGACAAUCCCACCUGGCUUGUAGUUUUAGAGUGUAUUUAUACACCACAAAAGUAUCCAAAAAUUAUGCAGAAUCUAUUAGAGGCUGGCAAUGAAAUGUGGUAUAGACUAUGGAUAAUUUUUACAAAAUUACUUAAGAGCCAAAUUACAAAGAACAUGAGCUCUUUUGGUAGUCCCAUUAACUCUAUGCUUCCAGUAGUAGAAGCUGCAUUUAAAAUGAACGUGAAGAAUAGAUGUAGAGCAUUCCAAUGCUGGAAUGCUUUGAUUGACAAUUUUGCGGUUGAAUCUAAUGAGCCAUAUGUGAAUAAAAGACUGAAAUUGCUUAUAAUACCUCUAGCAUCGAACAAUGCUAAAGUCGAAGAGACUGCACUCGCUAAACUGAAUACAUGGUUGCAUCUAAUUAGAUGUUUCGAAAGUAAAAUUAUAAAUUUACCCUAUAUAGCUUUAUUGCCAUUUUUGUACUUCUGUUUUGGUAAGCCAAGUGUAGGUGACAAGCCCGUGUCCGCACCUGGGUUACUUACAGUUAACACAAAGCGACAAGUCCUUCAAGCUUUCUCGAUUAUUAUAGGACAUAAUAAUUGUGAUUGUAUAGUAAAUAUGCCUAAACUUAACAAAAAAAUACUCACUAGUGAUUUAUUAGUUGAACAUUGGAAAAUUUGGACGAAUUCACUCACCGUUACAAUCAGAAUAUGUGUGAACGAUAGCAGUGAUUCUGUGACACAACACUUCAAAUGUAUUUGGAAAUCGUUCAUUGCGGCUAUUUCUGAACUCCCCGAUUGUACUACAAGAUAUAAUCUAUUCUUUGAACUCUUGAAAAUGCUACAAGUGUUAUUACAGUGUCACCGUUGUGACAGAUUGUCAGAUUUGGUAUUUCACAUACUGACCAGUUCUAUACUUGAUCACAAUGAUGUAGUUCAACCCGUGUUCCAACUAGGAAAUGGACAGAAUAAUGCAAUGCAGAGUCUCAUUUCUAUAUUGUUGAGUCCUUCUCUUGACUAUGUUUUUUCAAGAUAUGAUAUAAAAGAAAUCGUCAUCAAGUUAAAGCCACUAGCAAAGUUUAUUGUUCAAAAAUAUUUAAAGCAAGUGACGGUACAAUGUUUGAAAGUUCCACUUGACAAAAACAACAGCCUCUUGCUAUGGACAGCGCUUGCUGAAGCCAUUUGUGAACUGAAAUGUGCAACAUCUGUUGAUAUUUUGCAUCAAAUGCUAUUACUUCCCUUAAAGUUUGAUGUAAUGAGUGUUUUUACAUCAGUGGAUAUUUCUAUAGAAGCAUGGUUUAAAUUAUAUUAUUUUGCAAGCACUUUAGUUGAUGAAUGUUGUAUUGAUAAUGACAUUUGCGAAGUUAUCGAUAAUCGAGCUAUUACAGGAACUUCAAAUAAAUGUUUUGUGUUUAAAGUUUCACUAACCAUUUUGAAUUACAGGACUCGGAAGAAUAAUGAAAAUGAUAAUUUAAUUUGUAAGUGUGCAGAAACUUUACAGUAUGCCACAGAUGAUAUAAUAUACUCAUCUGUGGAAAACAACUUACCACUUCUUCAGAAUACAAUUAUUUCAAUGGUCAAUAAAGUCACCAAAGAAAAUGAUAAACAAUUAGCUAAAACAACAGUUUCGAUUGUUAAUAAUAUUCUAAAGAUGGUAACCAAAUAUUUCAAACAAAUUGAAAAGGAUCUUGACCUCGCCAAUUUUAUUAUAAAACUUCUUGAGCCAUUGGAAUUAUUGUUUGAACAAGAAGUUUAUAGUACACUUAAACUAAUAAUAAUCGAUGAGUUGAAAAAAUUCAGCAAAUGCUUUAGUGCUAAAGAAAAAAGAGUUCACACUAUUGUAAAUAAAAUUAUUGCUCAAAAGAAUGGAACGGCAAUGGUAAAUUCUAAUGAUAUAUCAGACGAAAAAGACAAAAGUCCUGGUAAUCAAGAUAAUUUCACUGAACCAGAAGUUAAAACUAUACCUAAAAAGGGAAAGAAAAGAGAUUCAAAUAUAAUGGAUACAGUUGUAGAAAACGGAGAGGAGUAUGUUGUUGUAAAUUCUAAUUGGAAAUUUAAUCCAAAGAAACUGACCGAUAACCAGAAAGAAAAAUUUAAACGCACAAGAGAAGAUAUACCUGCUUUAUAUCAAGAUUUAUCUCAGUCUCAAGAUGAAUUCAAAACAGUUUAUAGAACAAAUUCUGUUGAUUCAACAUCAGCUAGCAAAUCUAACACUGUAGAAAACAAUGUUGAAUCCUCAAUACUAAAAAAUAUGCCAUGUUCUAAUGUUGUGCCAACAAUUAUUGAAAACAUUUUGACUGAAAGUUCGAAAAAAGAUAAACAAGAAAGUACAAUCUCUGACUCCACUGAAUCUAAUUCAAAUAUUAAACAAGGACAAAAUAUUAAAAAUUCUAAAACACCUCGAAUAGCAAUAAAAGAUAGAGUUUUUAGAAAUGUAAAAAAUUUAAUUGAAAAAUCUGGUUUGCAAAAAGAUGAUUUAAACUCAACAGUCAAUGAAAAUCUUCUAUUAACACCUACAAGGAAAAAGCCUGUUGAUAAUAAUCUUGUUAAUUCUGCGCCUCCAAAAAUAAAUGCAGAGAGACCUACACGAAUAAAAAGAAAGCCUAAGAAAUUGGAAGAUCACAAGUUAUCCCCACUUAAGAAGCGAAGAAGUUCUCUGAAUCAAAAUAACUCUCAAAGUAUAGUUCCUGAGCAAAAAGAACAACAAAAUGAAAAAUACUUUGAAAACGUGGAAAAAUCGUUAGAUGGUGUUUCAAAACUUAUAGAUAUACCAAUAGACAACGGAACACAAAAUGAAGACGAUGUUGACAAAAAUUCUGAGCGAAAUAUAUCUAAAGAAGUAACAAAUUUCGAAGCAGUUCAAGUAAAUAAUAAAUCUUCAGAUAUUAACGAUGCAACUGAAAAAAUCUCAAAAACUAUUGAUUCAGAAGCUGACACAACUAAACGUUUAAGAAGCGAUUCUCCGUCAACGAUUGAAAGUACAACGACAGAUACAGUGAUGACAGAUCCUUGUGAUGCAAAUGUUGACAAAAACAAUGCCACCCCAGAUGCAUUGCGUAAAGAGGAUGGCACUCCAAAAUCUACUAAAAAAGGUGGUAGGAGAGUAUCUCGCAUUGAGAAAGUAUUAGCUAUUGACAUGGUUGAAGGACAUCCAUUUUUAAGUAAACAAUCUGCAACUAGACUUACUAGAAAAACGAUUGAAAGCAAUGCAUCUAUUAUUACGAGAAAAAGUAUUGAAAAAAUGAAUAAACUAAAAUCAAGUAAAACUUCAACCAAAAAUGAUACGAAAUCAAAAGAAAAAAUUAAGGCAAUAUCAAGUUCUAGUAGUGAUUCAAUAGAAGAUUUAGGCACAUCUCAAUCUCAAGAUAUUAUAGAGAGUUCACAAGAUUCUACAAUAUCAACGAUAUCUAUUAAAUCAGGAAAGAAUAUAAAUAAAAUACCUAUCGUAGCUUUAGAAAAUAUUAAAGAAAUACGUAAAUUAGGAAAAACUUUAGAACCAAAACACGAUGUUGAACAAUCUGUGUUCCUAGAUACACAAAAUAAUGUUGAAGUUGUACAAAAUACACUAGCAGCUGAAAACAAUGAGGAUAUUGAAUUAUCUCGAAACAAGACUGUACUUCAAGAGAUCACAAAUGACAUAACAGCAGAAAUGGAUACAGAAGUAGCGGAAUAUAUAACUAGUUCUGAUGAAGUUACAGAAAUAAAAAAUGAUAAUCCCAUUUUAAUCAUUAAUUCCGAAGAAACAUGUAGUGGAAAUGAUAGUCAGGGAACGGCAAAUGCUGAUACACAGCCUCAAGAUCCGGAUCUUUUACUUGAUGAUAUAAAUUUAUCCAACUUACCACUGCAAUCUACAGUAUCAGAUGAUAGCUGCAAUAACCAAAAUGAGACAAAAACACAAAAUGAAAAUUCAAUUCCUUCACAAAACAAAGAUGACGAUACUUACUGUUCUCCUUUUAAAGACGAAGUACAAAGGAAACAAGACUUUAUGGAUAGUACUUUAGAGAUAUCUCCGAUCAAAACAUUAAGCCCUAUACGGGAAGAACAAAAAUCAUUAACUCCAGAAACUAGCAACGAUUUCGUAGUCAUUAAAUUAUCAUCACCCGUCCAAAGUAAUGGUGAACCGUAUAAUAAUUCUAAUUCCCCUGAAAUAUUCACAAACGAUAAAAUAUCUCCGGAUAAGAGAGAUCAAUCGCCUCCUAGAAAUGGACCCAUUUUGAAUAAUUCGAGUCCCAGUUCUUCGUUGUCUUUGAAGAAAAACCGACCCCAAGUGAGAUCCGGUAGAGCAGCGCAAAUGCUAGAGUUAUGUGUACCUGAAGGGAUGUCUAAUUUUGGCGACAAAUUUUCGGAGCCCGAAGAAAAAAGGUCACCGGCUACAAAUAUGUCUGCAAGGCGAAAUUUACGAAUCAUGUAUAAUUCUGCGAGUGACAAUAGUGAACCAAGUGAUGAGACCGAAGAUAGCAGUUCUUUUCUUAAACUGAAGAGACCUGUGCCCACGGCUGAAAGCAGUCCUUCCGGACCUAUCUUAAAGCGAAAACUACAUGACAUUAUUGAUGACACCACUGUCUCUCCAGCUUCUAAAAGAAAAAGGGUGAGUUUUCAUGAUCCCCCAGUUUCGACAACAAUUUGCGUGAAAAAAUACAUAGAACCAUGCGGUAUUCGUUCCCCACAGAAUUCUAUGACGAAGCGUUUAGAAAGACAAGCUCGCGUUCCCACUAAUGCAAAAUCUCCAAAGAGGCUAGAUACUGUAUUCAAUAAUGUAUUAAGAUUAGAAAACGUUUUGACAAAAACUGUAGAAAGUUUCGCGGAAAAUGAUAGAACUAGUUCAAAUGACAGUGAAAUGAAUUCACUUGAAGAAACAACCAUAGAUGUGGCAAAUGCGACUGAUUUGAAUGACACCGAACCAAUUUGUCCAAUGCUUAUUAAUUGUAAGGAUCCAAUAGACAAUAUUGUUGAUGAAUUGUCACCAAUAACUAUGAAAUCCGCACUUAUAAAAGAUUUAGAAGGAAAAGUGACUACAAUCAGUGAUUUAGCUAAAUUGUCAGAAUUAGAAAUUAACAGAUUAAGUAUUAAAUCACCUAAAGUACACGUAGCAAAAAGAGUUUUAACUGAAUAUGCGAAUAAAAUAAAUAUAUCAAAUGAUGGAUUCCCAAAAAUUAAAGAAUAUAAAGAAGAACAAAAUACUAUUGUAAUAUUGGAUGAUGAAAAAGAUGAGUUGAAUAAUAAAAUAGAUAUAGAAGUACAGACAGAAUUGAAUUCAUCGUUAGCCUCAACUCAGACAGAUGCUGCGGAGACCUUUAGCAGUGAGACACAAACUGUACAAUCCGGAGAAAUGACUACGUCAUAUUUGAUUGCAUCUCUAUCCAAAAAACCGGACUUUAUCAGUCAGUUAUGUGAACAUCUCGACGAAUCUUCAAAACAGGAGAUAGCAAAGAAAUUACCUGUUAAUUCUCUAACAGAAACAUUAAUUAAAAAAGUUGAUAUUCCUAAUUCCUACGACACAGUUAUUACAUUAUUGGAUCAUCACAGAAAUAUAUCACCAAAUGGGACUUUAUCGGAGAUACAAGAUUAUUUAUGUACCAGGUUUAGUACUAAAGAUUUAAUUCAAUUAUGUAGUGAAAUAUUAAAAAAUGUAUCUGAUAAAACAAAUUAAGACAGAAAAAAAUAAUUAAUUUUCUGUAAUUAAUUUAUCAAGACUCAUAAUUACG
Papilio machaon (common yellow swallowtail) is the source of this 6453-nucleotide messenger RNA. It is a transcript of the gene Rif1, whose product is annotated as telomere-associated protein RIF1. Gene Ontology annotation, cellular component: nucleus. Gene Ontology annotation, biological process: telomere maintenance. NCBI's taxonomy places the organism in Eukaryota, Metazoa, Arthropoda, Insecta, Lepidoptera, Papilionidae. The record is from RefSeq and is a predicted model, not a curated record. The coding region runs from base 93 to 6398 and encodes 2101 amino acids. The transcript is spliced from 12 exons.